AAAACAAGAAAAGCGAAAAUAGCUCUCUUUAUCUUCCUCCUCUACCUGCUCUCUGUCACAAUCACUUCGUGUUUUUUAGUUUCCGUUUUGCGCUCCAUUUCAAAUUCAAAAACAAUCGCAACUACCUCCUUGCAGAAACAUCUUGCAGUUACAGAAGAGAAACCUAAGGUUUCUUCUUCUCAAAUGGCUACCAUGGAGAGCUUGAUUAGUCUUGUUAAUAGAAUACAGAGGGCCUGUACUAUUCUCGGUGACUACGGCGGUGACUCUGGUGGCGCCGCUGCCGCUUCUUUGCCUACUCUCUGGGAGUCUCUUCCCUCUGUCGCCGUUGUUGGUGGCCAGAGUUCUGGAAAGUCAUCAGUGUUGGAGAGCAUUGUGGGUAGAGAUUUUCUUCCAAGAGGAUCAGGGAUUGUGACUAGGCGGCCUUUGGUAUUGCAACUGCACAAGACAGAACCAGGGAUAACUGAGUAUGCAGAGUUUCUUCAUAAGCAAAGGGAGAGAUUUACAGAUUUCGCUAUGGUCCGAAAGGAAAUUCAAGACGAAACUGAUAAAAUUACUGGGAAGUCAAAGCAGAUAUCUCCUGUUCCUAUUCAUCUGAGUAUCUACUCCCCAAAUGUUGUCAACUUGACUUUAAUAGAUUUGCCUGGUUUAACAAAAGUUGCAGUAGAGGGUCAGCCAGAGAGCAUUGUUAAGGACAUCGAGAAUAUGGUUCGUUUAUAUGUUGAGAAGCCAAAUUGCAUUAUUCUGGCCAUAACUCCAGCCAAUCAAGAUAUAGCAACAUCUGAUGCUAUCAAACUUGCUAGAGAAGUUGAUCCAGCAGGUGAAAGGACAUUCGGUGUGUUGACAAAGCUUGACUUGAUGGAUAAGGGAACAAAUGCACAAGAUGUUCUUGAAGGAAGGGCUUACCCGCUUCAACACCCUUGGGUUGGAAUUGUUAACCGCUCUCAAGCUGAUAUUAAUAAAAAUGUGGAUAUGAUUGCUGCUCGUCAAAGGGAGCGUGAGUUCUUUUCCACCAGUCCUGAUUAUGGACACUUGGCUGGCAGAAUGGGUUCUGAAUAUCUUGCAAAACUUCUGUCCAAGCACUUGGAAUCUGUAAUUAAAACUCGCAUACCAGGUAUCACAUCUUUAAUAAAUAGAAGCAUCGAUGAUCUUGAAUCAGAGUUGGAUCACCUUGGUAGACCUGUUGCAAUUGAUGCUGGGGCUCAGCUAUAUACUAUUCUAGAGUUGUGCCGAGCAUUUGAUCGUGUAUUCAAGGAACAUUUGGAUGGAGGGCGUCCUGGUGGUGAUCGAAUUUAUGGAGUUUUUGACUACCAGCUUCCUACUGCUUUGAGGAAGCUUCCAUUUGACCGUCACUUGUCUCUGCAAAAUGUAAGAAAAGUGGUUUCAGAGGCAGAUGGAUAUCAACCUCAUCUAAUUGCACCAGAGCAAGGUUAUCGACGUCUUAUUGAUGGUGCACUUAAUUACUUCAGAGGCCCUGCUGAAGCUUCUGUAGAUGCCGUUCACUUUAUUUUGAAGGAGAUUGUAAGGAGGUCAAUUGGAGAGACCCAGGAGUUGAAGCGCUUUCCAACUCUUCAAGCUGAAAUAGCUUCUGCAGCCACUGAUGCACUGGAGAGGUUCCGCGAAGACAGUAAGAAGACAACUUUGAGGUUGGUGGAGAUGGAAUCCUCUUACCUAACUGUUGAUUUCUUCAGGAAACUUCCCCUAGAGGCGGAGAAGGGUGGAGAUCCAACUGUCUCUAAUGUAGACCGAUACGCAGAGGGGCAUUUUCGUAGAAUAGGAUCAAACGUAUCCUCUUAUGUUGGUAUGGUGUCUCAGACACUGAGGAAUUCAAUUCCAAAGGCUGUGGUUCAUUGUCAAGUGAAGGAGGCCAAGCGAUCUUUACUGGAUCUCUUCUAUACCCAAGUGGGUAAAAAGGAGGGAAAGCAACUUGCAGCAUUGCUAGAUGAAGAUCCUGCAUUGAUGGAAAGGAGGCAGAAAUGUGCAAGAAGGCUUGAGUUAUACAAAAAUGCAAGGGAUGAGAUUGAUUCAGUCUCAUGGGCUGCAUGAGAUGAAUGAUGAAGAGAAAAUCUGAUAUAGUUAGUGAUUGACAGGCAUGAUACGGCAGGCGGAUUAUAUUAGCCUCUCGUGCAGCCAAUUCCAGUUUUUUCAGCUGGGAUGAUCUUUUAUAUAUCCUGAAUUUUUCUCUGUUGCAAGUCUUUCAACCGCUUUCAGUUGCGGAUGUCUAGUAGAUUUCUCUUAUAAUCCUUGCUCAGGUUUUUUUUU
This is a messenger RNA of Populus euphratica (Euphrates poplar), 2259 nucleotides long. Its product is annotated as dynamin-related protein 1E-like. Bases 184 to 2043 code for a protein of 619 amino acids. Gene Ontology annotation, cellular component: membrane; microtubule; cytoplasm. Gene Ontology annotation, molecular function: GTPase activity; microtubule binding; GTP binding. The transcript is spliced from 15 exons. Lineage: Eukaryota; Viridiplantae; Streptophyta; Magnoliopsida; Malpighiales; Salicaceae. The record is from RefSeq and is a predicted model, not a curated record.